GAAACAAACUCCAAAUUAGUUCUGUCUAUCUCUAUAACCUUUUCAUUGAUGAGAGAAAGAACUGGAAAUAAUCAAUUUGUUAGAUGUUCUCUCAUCAAAUCUUGAUUAACCUUUGAGGUGCAAAGAUAAGACUGAUUAAACUGGUGGUAUGAAUUAAAAACAGCAGCAACUUGUACAAUCUCUCUAUCUGGAUUUUAUUCAAAAAGGCAAGACUGUCCACAGGUUUCUUGGGGCAUUUUCUUGUACUAGAUACACAAAGCUCUCCAUUUUUCUUGCUGUUUCUUGUUCAUUUACCGUUAAAUUUUUAGGCUGCAAUAAAAAUGGGACUAGAAAGCCUGCAAAGCUUGCAAAAUCUACACCUUUUAAUUCCUCAUCCACCACCUUCAUGUAGGAAACCUCUCUGUGCAAGAUCAUAUUCUUUGUCUUCAUUCCGUAGCCUCAAUAAUCACUCUCUUGGUUAUUCAUUAGGCUAUCGGUCUCCUCUUUUCGGUUCUUGUAGUAAUCUGAGAACUUUUGGUCUAAAAAGAUCUUGCAGUGCUGAUUCUAGUGAUUUUUUCGACGAUGACGAUGAUUUUGCUCGACAUGUCGAAGAUUUGAAGCGAAAAUUUGAUGCAACGGAGGAUAGAGAUGACCACAAAAAUGAUGAUAAUAACAAGAAUGAUAGGUCUGGUUCAUUAUCUUCUCCUGCUAAGAAGAUUUCGAAAAAUCUGAAGUGUGAUGAUGGUAAAAAGAAAAGUAAUAAAGAAAAGAAUGAUUUGUUUUUGCCUUCAAAGCUUGAGUUUCUUGAGCCUAACUUGCUCGGAAUCCGACCAGAGCCACCAGAAUGGCCGGAAAGAGAUGAGAUAGUGAAAAUGAGCAUUGCUCGAAAAGCUAAUAGUGUUGAUCAGAUUCCAUUAUCAUUGAGGAUGAUUGGUAAAAAGCAAAAAUGGCAAGAGGGUUUUGUGGAUGCAGGUGAUUUUGCAUACUGUUCUGUUAAGAAGGCCUUUUCGUCAAUGGUUUUUAUGAUUAGAGAGCUUCAGAAUUAUGCAUUGUCGAUAAGAGGUAGAGUUUACAGUGAAGAUUUACAAGCUGUGGUUAAUAAGUUUCAGAAGGAAAUGAAUGCUUCCUUUGUUUGGCUCUUUCAACAAGUCUUUUCAAGAACUCCAAAUCUUAUGGUUUAUGUUAUGCUUCUUUUAGCUAAUUUUACAGUACAUUCAAUGGCUGGGAGUAUGGAAACUGUUUCGUAUAAAAAAUUAUACCAUCUCCCAAUAACUACUCAGCAAGUCAUUCAAGAACAAAUUAGUGAUGGUGAGAAACUUUCAACUUCAAUUAAGAACCCUAAUUUUGGUCUUGAUGACACAACUGGGAUGUCAUCUUUGUCUGAAAAUCAAGAAAUGACAGAGGAAGAAGAGAUAGAGUUAUGGAACUUAAUAGUAGAGGAAGCUUUAAAACUGCAAGAAGAAUCAAGAUAUCCGGUUCUUGAUCAAGAAACUAUGAAACAACUUGUUUCACCCAUUUCUGUGGAGAUUGAACCUGAAGAUUACAUGGAAUUCCAUAGGACAGACCUUAUUUACCAGAUGGGUGUUGCUGAGGAUCCUGAAAAUCCUCUUUUGCUCUCAAAUUACGCUCAGUUCCUCUACAUGGUUCGCCGUGACUAUGACAGAGCGGAGGAGUGCUUCAAGCGAGCGAUAAUGUCAGGGCCACCAGAUGCUGAGAUAUUCAGUCAAUAUGCAGAUUUUUUGUGGGUAGUAAGAAAUGACCUAUGGAAUGCAGAAGAAGUAUAUCAGCAAGCAUUAGCAGCUGCACCAAACAGUCAUUAUUAUGCGUCCAAGUAUGCUAAUUUUCUUUGGAGCACCGGAGGCGAAGAAACCUGUUUUCCACUUACCAGUGCUUCUUAUAAUACAGUUAUGUAAGAUGAAAAUACAAACUAGUUUCCAUUAUAGAGCUUGCCUUUAUAAUGGUCAAAAAUAUAUUAUUCUGCUCAUCCUCUUCUUCCCUUUCCUCGAAAGCAAAUAUAUGUAUGUGUGUGUAUGUGUUCGCGCAUCUGUACACCCAUUUGGGGAAGUUUUGCCUGAUCUUUAGCUAUAACUUCUAUUUUUCAUGUAGUAGAUGUUCUUAGCUGAGCUUAUAUAUAUUGCUCGCUAAGAGAUCUUCAAGGAGUUAUAUGCAAAAAUCACUGGCAUGGAUCUGCAAACCUAUCUUAAACUAUCACAAUGAAAAUUAGAUUUUUGGUAUUUUA
Messenger RNA from Jatropha curcas, 2218 nucleotides. RefSeq lists its product as uncharacterized. Gene Ontology annotation, biological process: RNA processing. Lineage: Eukaryota; Viridiplantae; Streptophyta; Magnoliopsida; Malpighiales; Euphorbiaceae. Gene Ontology annotation, molecular function: protein binding. The record is from RefSeq and is a predicted model, not a curated record.